Sorghum bicolor (sorghum) is the source of this 1261-nucleotide messenger RNA. RefSeq names its product peroxidase 2. Lineage: Eukaryota; Viridiplantae; Streptophyta; Magnoliopsida; Poales; Poaceae. Gene Ontology annotation, molecular function: peroxidase activity; heme binding. The transcript has 4 exons. Bases 126 to 1094 code for a protein of 322 amino acids. The record is from RefSeq and is a predicted model, not a curated record. Gene Ontology annotation, biological process: hydrogen peroxide catabolic process; response to oxidative stress.
AUCCAUCUCUCUCUCUCUCAGUCUCAGCUCUGCAAGCUUCGCCUGCAGCAAGCACGACCAGUCAGCACGCAGAGGUCAGAUAGCUAGCAAGCUACACCUACUGCAAGUCUGCAACUCAGGAGCCCAUGGCCGCUUCCUCCUGCUUCUCGUCCCCCGCCACGGCGUUUGCGGCGUGCUGCAUGCUCUUGCUCGCCCUAUCUGGAGCCGCGCUCGGUCACCGUCCCAGCGGCGGCGGCGGCUCGGCGCUGAGCUCCACGUUCUACGACGCGACCUGCCCCAGCGCCUACGACGUCGUCCGGCGCGUCAUCCAGGACGCGCGCGUCUCCGACGCUCGCAUCCCGGCCAGCCUCAUCCGCCUCCAUUUCCACGACUGUUUCGUCACCGGUUGCGACGGCUCGCUCCUGCUGGACGACGACCUCCCGGCGAUCCAGACCGAGAAGCGUGUGCCCGCCAACAACAACUCGGCGCGUGGCUUUCCGGUGGUCGACGACAUCAAGAGCGCGCUGGAGGAAGCGUGCCCCGGCAUCGUCUCCUGCGCCGACAUCCUCGCCCUUGCAGCUGAGAUCUCCGUCGAACUCGCUGGAGGACCACGGUGGAGCGUGCUUCUUGGCCGGCGAGACGGCACGACGACCAACGUCCAGAGCGCCAGGAACCUGCCCAACUUCUUCGACCCCCUGAGCGUCCUCCAGGAGAAGUUUAGAAACGUCAACCUCGACGACACUGACCUCGUCGCCCUCCAAGGAGCGCACACAUUCGGCAAAGUGCAGUGCCAAUUCACGCAGCAGAAUUGCACGGCCGGGCAGUCUAGAGGCGCAUUGGAGAACUUGGACCAGGUCACACCCAAGGUGUUCGACAACAAGUAUUACAGCAACCUCUUACAGGGCCACGCUCAGCUCCCGUCCGACCAGGUUAUGCUGUCGGACCCUUCUGCGGCUGCGACCACGGCUCCCAUUGUUCAUCGGUUCGCAGGCAACCAACAGGAGUUUUUCAGAAACUUCGCAGCAUCCAUGAUUAAGAUGGGAAACAUUAGCCCACUGACAGGGAAGGAUGGGGAGAUCAGGAACAACUGCCGGAGGGUUAACAAACGCUACUGAAUCUGAAUAUAUUGGUCCAAUUCGAUUGAUUCCAUUUUUCUCUUAACCAAAAUGUGAGGCUUUUGUGUAAAUGAUUCUUCUGUUUCCAUUUCUCAAUCUUUGUAACCGUAAGGUGUUUCUCUUACAUUUUCCCCUUCUGUAAAGCAAAUGUAAAAACGUUCUCAUGC